GCCCCGCCCCCCAGCAGAAACAUCUACUCCUGAGAUAUGAGCUGCAAUGUCCCACUUGUGUUUGACUCUUGGUACUUAAAACUGGAAAGGAAAAUACAUUAUGGCAGUUCUCCAUUCAUCAUAUUGUGUCACAAGCGGUGGCUGAGCUGAGGUUUCCUGCAUCCUAAGGAGAGUAUGUAUAAAAGGAAUGGCCUCAUGGCCAACGUGACAGUGACCUCCGCCACUCCAGAGGGCAGUAGCAGUUCUGACUCUCUGGAAGGACGGAGUUCAGAUUAUGCCCAUAAAAGCUAUGAUGCAGUUGUAUUUGAUGUAUUGAAAGUAACUCCAGAGGAGUUUGCAAGUCAGAUUACAUUGAUGGAUAUGCCAGUAUUUAAAGCUAUACAGCCAGAGGAACUAGCAAGUUGUGGAUGGAAUAAGAAAGAAAAACACAUUCUUGCCCCUAAUAUUGUUGCCUUUACAAGGAGGUUUAAUCAGGUCAGUUUCUGGGUUGUACGAGAAAUUUUAACAGCACAGACUCUAAAAAUAAGGGCAGAAAUAUUGAGCCAUUUUGUGAAAAUAGCAAAGAAACUUCUAGAAUUGAACAACCUUCAUUCCCUCAUGUCUGUGGUAUCAGCUCUGCAAAGCGCACCUAUUUUCAGGCUGACAAAAACCUGGGCACUUUUGAAUCGCAAAGACAAGACCACCUUUGAGAAGCUAGACUACUUAAUGUCUAAGGAAGAUAAUUAUAAGAGGAUGCGGGAUUACAUCAGAUGCUUAAAGAUGGUUCCCUGUAUUCCUUAUUUAGGGAUCUAUCUGUUGGAUUUAAUCUACAUUGAUUCAGCAUAUCCGGCUUCAUGCAGCAUCAUGGAGAAUGAACAAAGAUCCAAUCAAAUGAACAAUAUCCUCCGAAUAAUUGCUGAUUUGCAAGUCUCCUGUAGCUAUGAUCACCUUAUAACGCUACCCCAUGUGCAAAAAUACUUAAAGUCUGUCCGAUACAUUGAAGAGCUUCAAAAAUUUGUGGAAGACGAUAACUACAAAUUAUCCUUAAGAAUUGAACCAGGAAACAGCUCUCCACGACUGGUAUCUUCAAAAGAAGAUCUUGCAGGUCCGUCAGAGGUGUCAGCAGCUGUGAGGUUCAGCAGGAGGCCCACCUGUCCUGAUGCCUCGGUGGCAGCCAGCCUGCCAACUCCUCCUGUCCCACGACACAGGAAGAGUCACAGCCUGGGAAACAAUAUGAUGUGUCAGUUCAGUGUAGUUGAAAGUAAAAGCGCAACGUUCCCAACAGAGAAACCGCGCCACCUGCUGGAUGACAGUGUGCUAGAGUCCCACAGUCCUGUCAGAAACCACACAUUAAGCUCUGUUUUCACCAAUGGUAUUUCCAUAGGAAGCAGUGAAAGCUCAGAAUUUAGUGAGGAGCCUUCUUCAGGGCUUGAAAGGGGUCGGUUGUAUGCCACGCUGGGGCCCAACUGGCGGGUACCAAUUCGGAAUUCUCCCAGAAGUCGGAGCUGUGUCUACAGCCCAACAGGUGCCUGCAGCUGCACAUCAGGGAGUUCCAUGGGAGUUGUGACCAUGGAAGGGCCCUUAAGAAGAAAGACACUACUAAAGGAAGGCAGGAAGCCUACGCUUUCCUCAUGGACUAGAUAUUGGGUUACACUUUCAGGAUCUACUCUGAUCUACUUUGGAGCAAAGUCAUUAAGAGGCACUGAAAGAAAGCAUUAUAAAUCUACUCCAGGAAAAAAAGUUUCCGUCGUAGGCUGGAUGGUAGCACUGCCUGAUGACCCUGAACACCCUGAUAUUUUUCAGCUAAAUAACCCAGAUAAAGGCAAUGUUUACAAGUUUCAGACUGGUUCAAGGUUUCAUGCAAUACUGUGGCACAAACAUUUGGACGACGCAUGCAGAAGCACCAGGCCUCAGGUACCUGCAAACCUUAUGUCAUUCGAAUAACAUGCUCCAGUAUGUGGUGUAACUUCAAGUGCCAAACUGCAGGAUGGGAAAUUGGUUCCCGCAGGAGAAUGGAGGAAGGAGACUCCAGAGUGAGCCAGCUGUCCACAACAGCAACUUCAGCACUUUUCUACAUAACUUGAAAGUAAUUAUGACACAGCUUCUAAAAGCAGAAAGUGAAUGUUGUCCUUAGGACAGGAUCUAACCCAAUGCACUGAUGAGAGAGAUGAUUUAGACUGAUCAAAGAUAUGGCCUGCUCAGCGCAGGGCCCUUGAGUCCUUGACUUUCGCUUUGUGGUCACAGGCUGCCGUGGAUUUCUGUUCUGCCACAAACUGUGCAUCACAUCUUCUGCGGAUUCUUUUUUUCUUUUUUUUAACUGCUCUUUUUAUUGUCGAGCUGCUUUAUGUGACUGAAGAACAUUUAGCCCAUGUUGGGUUUUUCAAUUAUUUCUAAUGCACAAAACAAUUGACAGUGUUAACUUGCUACAAAGUGUCAAUUAGAAUAGGACAUUGUGGAACAACAUUUUUAUAACCUUAAGUGCACUGAGUUGCUUGGCAAUGUGGCUGCCUCAGAUUUUGUAUCAAACCUAGGGACAAAACUGAUGUUCAUACCUGAGCUAUUUGGGAAAUGUGUAUUUUGGCACAAGAUAAACCACUUGUAAUUUAGCGUUUGUUUCUUGUAAUUGGCUGUGCUGCUUUGUUUUAAUUAACUAGAGGUGCCCAGGCAAAUGAAGGGUCUGUUGCUGCUGAAAUUCAGUUGGUGUUAAGGCUCCUCCUGGGUUCCGUCACCCCAAAAGAAAUAAUUUUGCCUUAAAUUAUUUUGUUUGUUCUUCCUAUCUGUUCAAGUGUCACCUGCACCCAUAGAGUUGCUUUCAGGUCUUCCAGGUUACCGGGCAUGUGACUCAGUAGAAGAACUGAAAGAGAUUUCCGGCCUUGGUGGAGGGGGUUGCCCUCACCCCAUUUCUCCUGGGGACGGGGUUGUCACUAGGCUCAUGCUACAUCCAGCUUUUUAGUACUUUACAGUCUAAAGUACUAAACAGAAAGUACUUAACAGAAAGGCAAUGUUCAGGCUCCGUUAAGCAAGGAAAGAAUAUUCGCGUCAUCCGUCCUUUCCUGAUACCCAAACAACAGCCCCAGAGCAAGCAUUCAGCUACUGCCUGCCUGCCUGCUUGCCAGGGUGCCCACUGAACGAUGCAGCAUCUAAUAUGAGGGAAGCCCUGCGCUUGAAGAAAUGCCCCGGCAAGGGAAUGUUGCCCACUGAUCUGCCUGGAUCGUGACUACGUUGAACCAGAUAUUUAUUUUACAUGUGUUUUCUUUCAUGUUAAGCAUCUCGAUGGUUGUUGACUACAAUAUCUCUUUAACUGUCAUGCUGUAUAUCUGUGUCAUAGUCCCAAAAGUGAAACCCAACAUGAAACUAGCUCUCAAAGAGAAACUAGUUCUUGAAUCUUGCCAGCACCCUACCGAGAGAGUCAGGCAGCUUCCCUGCCAGGCACCAUUUUCACUUGGCCAGGAGCAGUUGCCAGUGAACCCAAAGGCUAACCAUGUUAGGAUGGCAAGUAAUGGAGCAUCCAUAACUCCAUUAUGGGAUAAUGAACCACAUUAUGACCCCACAUUAUGGGGUGUUCUGUUUGGUUACCACCAUCUCGUAAUGUAGUAGCAUAUGAUUCUGCACAGAAUCUUGCACACGAGAGAUGCCUACAGUUUACACAUGUGGAUUGUUCUUGAGGAUGAAGCACCUCUCCAGAUUUGCCAUCGAAAGUGAAGGAAUACAGCUUUGUGAAGUCUCUCCCUAUAUACAUGUGCUGCUGAUAUCCCAUCCACCUGCAACAUAUAGGAGGAGACGCAUCUUGCCAGCUGCAUGAUGGUAAUUUAAAGCCUGGCCGCCAAACCUCCCAGCUGAUGCUGACAAAAACCAACACCACCAUACUAGGACCGUAACCCCAUCUAGCAGUGGCCCUAGCUUUGAAAUGCUUUCAGCCACUUUGUGACAUCGUGGAGAGAGCACUAUGGUCCCUUUUACAGUUGUAUUAAAUCAAAGCAUUUUCCCUAUUAACAGCAUAUUCCUGAAUUCUAUCCUGUCUUAAGUUUUAAGGAAGCCAAAAGAAAGGAGCAUCUACCUGAGACAUGGAACAAGGACUAGGCCUUCCCAUGCUGCCAGUGACCUACUUGUCACACACAGGGAAUUAUCACAUGGCUAAUUGAAUAAGUGGUCUUGAAGGGUAUAACAGUAGUCUUCAGAUUGCUCAUUCCGUUUGGGUGGAAGAGAACAAUCUUAGCGGUAUGUUUAGACAGUUAUGUAAAGGUUAAAUACACAUUGGCUAGAGCACAGAGUUGUAGUUCCUCACAAAAAAAUGUAUUUUAAACAAAAUAAAUUUGACGUGGCUGGGAUGAAUUCCAAGACAGACUUACACAAGGAUUCAUCAGUAAUCCUGGUACUUAUGGUUAAUCUCACAACACAAGAGCCACAUCUAAAUCUUAUAACAAAUGCCCUGUGUCAGUGUCAAGUGCAAAGGCCAGACACGACUGAAGUCAAAGGAGUGGUUUGAUCAGAACAGAUGCAGCUACCACCCAUGAAGGAUGCAGAGACUAAGCAGCCUUACAAGGACGUAAGUCUCACUGAACCCAGGCUUACUUCUCAGUAAGAAUACUUAGUGUUUCGCUCUCAUACACUUUCAGAAAAAGGGCUCCUUGAAAGCAAAUCCCUAUUUUUGCUUUUCAUUUUACUUCUUGGAGAAACAAGGCAUGGCCUUUGAAAAGAAUUAUUGUGUCUCAAGAGAAAAACGCCUCCCAAAUCUCGCCAGCCCCCAUCGAUUUACAUCGGCUCUCCUCAACCAAAAAACAUUUGGACCGGAAAUCAGCAGGGGCCUUGAUAAGACAUUGCAUGAAUGAAAAGAACACUUGUUAUGGUGACACCCAAGAGGAGAAGUAUCUCCUUGUGUAAUGAAUGAAACUUGCAUGCAUCUGUGGAGGGAAGAAAAUCUCUUGGAAUUAAGCUACUUGAAAGUCCCUCUGCAAAUCUGCAUUUGGAAUGUUUUGGGUUUCUUUAAAGAACCAGUGGUACAAAUGGCUGGCCGUGAUUUUUAUUUGUUGUAUAGGUAGUAUUGCAUCUGAUGGAUAUGGAAAAUUGUACAAUAUUGUGUGAUAAUGGAGUAACAUGGUGCAGUAUUCAGCAAUACAGGCAGCUUUGCUGCACAGUGUUUUGAGAAGAUGAAAUAAACGAGUGAUAGACCAGUAUAUGGAUAUUGUUAUUAGCAUAAUUCACAUUUAAAUGGUUCUCAUCCUAUAAAAGCAUGAAGGUCUACUUAGCUACAGAUUUUUUUUAAGUGCACCUUUUACUGUGAAUCAAAUAAUAAAGCAAUGCAUAUUGGUACUUUUUAAAAUAUCAUUUUUGUCAGACCCGAGCCAGAGCCCCAAUACACACGCACACACUGCCCACCUUCUUUCAUUGGUGGCAAUAGACCCAUGUAUGCAAAGGCAAAGUCCUGUCCAUCAGCUUCCUCCUUUGAAACAAACUGGGGUGCUUGUGUGGGUGGGAUAGCUCCAUGGUGCACACCUGUAUUCUGGCACCUGGAACAUUUAAAGAACCAGGCUGCCAGUCUCUUGUGAUAGCUGCACAAAGCUCAGCCAUUUUGCGAAAGGGGUCCCAAGCGGAUUAUUUUCAGGAUGACAAUUUGGGUAGCUACAUUGAGGCAAUAUUAUUUAUUAUUAAUUUAUUAGCGUGUGCGUAAUUUAAAAGUAAACUUAGUGCCAAAAUGCAUGUUUUUCCAAUUAGCACUCAGUCGAAGCAUAGUCAAUAGUAUUCAAUUUUCAACCCUUUCAUCACAUUGUGAUGUGAACCAAUUUCUAUAUUUCAAUUUGUUUCGUGUGAGAACUGUUGCACUAAUUUAUUUUUAUUUUAAUUUUUAGCCGUAUCCCAGCAGCCCCACUGCAUGCGAUUUGUGUAAGGCCUCUUUCUAAAAAAAAUUCUUGUGAAUUGUCUCACUCAUGAUAACCACUGAAAUUUUAACCCUUGUGUGGGAGUCUUUUAGGUUUUUGGCAAAAGUAUUUUGUUACCUCAGUCUUAUAUCAGGUUGCUGUAUUUUUCAGCUUGUUACAUUGAUAAUAAUUGUUUCACUAAUUAAAAAAGUUUACUGUAAAAAAAAA
This is a messenger RNA of Elgaria multicarinata webbii, 6062 nucleotides long. It is a transcript of the gene RALGPS1, whose product is annotated as Ral GEF with PH domain and SH3 binding motif 1. Gene Ontology annotation, cellular component: plasma membrane. The coding region runs from base 175 to 1923 and encodes 582 amino acids. Gene Ontology annotation, molecular function: guanyl-nucleotide exchange factor activity. The record is from RefSeq and is a predicted model, not a curated record. The transcript has 21 exons. Gene Ontology annotation, biological process: positive regulation of GTPase activity; Ras protein signal transduction. NCBI's taxonomy places the organism in Eukaryota, Metazoa, Chordata, Lepidosauria, Squamata, Anguidae.